Odobenus rosmarus divergens (Pacific walrus) is the source of this 318-nucleotide messenger RNA. It is a transcript of the gene SMIM24, whose product is annotated as chromosome unknown open reading frame, human C19orf77. The transcript has 3 exons. NCBI's taxonomy places the organism in Eukaryota, Metazoa, Chordata, Mammalia, Carnivora, Odobenidae. The record is from RefSeq and is a predicted model, not a curated record. Bases 1 to 318 code for a protein of 105 amino acids.
AUGGACAGAUUCUGGAUGACUGCUGGCCCACUCUCCCUUCUGGCAUCUCUGGUCCCGCGGCCGGUUCAGGCCCAACCCUUGGCCCAGAGGAAGCCGUGGCUGGUGGGGCUUGGGGCCGUGCUGGCCGCCCUCUUCCUCAUCUUCGUCCUCAUCAUGGUCUACGCCAUCUGGUGCAGCCAGUCCCGCGACAGCAAGAAAGAGAAGGAAGAGGUGACCAUGAGAGAGGAGGAGAAAGGAACAGAGGGCAAUGGGGGGCUGGAGCUGGAUGAGAAAGAGGGGCCUCCAGACCACGAAAGAGUGGCGAGCUCCUCUGAAUGA